Molecule: messenger RNA, 2678 nt
Organism: Triticum aestivum (bread wheat)
Lineage: Eukaryota; Viridiplantae; Streptophyta; Magnoliopsida; Poales; Poaceae
Product: RNA polymerase I-specific transcription initiation factor RRN3
Exons: 17
Coding region: 577-2337 (586 amino acids)
Biological process (GO): transcription initiation at RNA polymerase I promoter
Cellular component (GO): nucleus
Molecular function (GO): RNA polymerase I general transcription initiation factor activity; RNA polymerase I core binding
Source: RefSeq, a predicted model, not a curated record
CUCUAUCGCCUCGCCGCCGCCGCCCUUCCCCCCUGUCGGCGAACCGGUGAGGACUCCGCGUCCCUUUCGCGCCCCGAGCUUGACGCGCCGCUCGCUCGCCUCCGCGCUUACUGGGCCCUGGAGUUUCUAUCUUCCACUAGGGAUCCCAGGCGUGAUAUCUUUCCCAGGGAGGCGCCAGGGGCGAAGGCCAUGGGGGCGGAGCUGUGGCGCGACGACAUGGCGGUGGAGGCGGAGAAGCCCAUCCGCGACUCCGUGGCGUUCCGGCUCGUCGAGCACGUGCUCCAGUCCUUGCGGAUGCUCGCAUCUUCUUCCAUGGGACUGCUCGGGCAAAGGCAGGGCAUAUAGUGAUCAUAAAGGCAUCCUUCCUAUGGGGAGAAGACCUGGGGUUCUGGGGCCUUAUGGAGUUCUGGACCCCUUGAUAUACCGUGCUCACUUCUGUUGCGUUUAUUGAAGUCAAUUUGGGGAGCCAGUUCGAAAUUCAAGGCUGUUAUUGACGGUGAGGGAGACUGCCAGAUGGAUGUGCAGUGUGAGAGUUAGGGAAAUUGGAAGGAUCCGCUUCUGGUUGACCCAUAUGACAUGGAUCAAUAUAAUAAGAUGGUAAGCACUCUAGACACUAGCAAGAAAAAGACUCCUGAUGAAGAGGCUUUGUAUGUGACGACUUUGAAGGCAUUGUCAGAAGCAGUAUCCAAAAUAGACAUCACGUACCAUCAUUUGCUUUUGAACAAUAUAUUUACCGUCCGCAUCUGGUACUUGCAAAGAGAUACAUUGGAUGCUUUCUUAGACCUAAUAACCAGAUUGGCUGCAGUGGCAGAUCAGUAUCUCAGAGAAUGUUUGCAGAUGCUUGUGAACAACUUUACUCCGCCUCUUGUUCAACGCAAUGAGCUGCCUAGAUGGGCGGUUUCAAGGAAGAAGGAUAUUUUUUUUCAUCUGUGCGAGAGCUUGAAAACGAUCUCCAAUACUGUACCCUUAGCACCAAGGGUAUUAAGGGAUAUAAUAGAUCGGAGCAUGCCGAAGUUAUUUGAUAACAAAGCUAAGAUGGUCUCGUUUGUCGAAUGCAUGUUGGGGCUAGAUACUGACAGAAUGGGGGACCUUAUUGGGGCUACAUUGCUGGCAAAAGUUGUGGAUCUACUCACGGAGUUGGAUGUUAAUAUAACCUGGGAAGAUAUUAUUCAAGGGGAGCAUAACAAAGGUAUAUUUGAAAUGGAGCUUGAAGAUUUGGAUGAGGAUGAGGAUGGCCUUGGACAAGCGGGAACAAAGGUUCAUGUCCUUUUUGGAGGAAAUGCAUGUGCCGAAAAGCUUGACAGUUUAAUGGUUGUUGUAUGCGAGCACCUUAAGUCAUGUGCGGAGCGUGGGUAUCUAGAUAAGGAAUUUGACAUUCUGAAGACUAUAUUUCGAGCAUCUGUGCUGAGGGUGCACAGAUCAAAAUUUUGCCAGUUUAUCAUGUUCUAUGCCUGCUCACUGGAUCCUAAAAUCUGCGGUCUUGAAUUUGCUUUUUUUCUUACCGACAUUUUUUUGAACAAGGAAGAGGAUCCAAUUUCGAGAAUGUCUGCAGUUUCUUAUGUUGGAAGCUAUUUGUCUCGGGCAAGGUUUAUUUCCGCUGAUACGGUUCUUGGUAUACUCAAAAAAUUAUUGGACUGGUGCGAUGAAUAUUGUGUCCUUCAGAACAGAGGGACCACAGCCCAUCCGAAUCAUCAAAUAUUUUACGCGACCUGCCAGGCUGUGAUGUAUGUCCUUUGCUUUCGCUUGAGAUCUAUUAUGGAUUAUCCGAAUCUUAAAGCACAGCUUUUUCAAUUGUCUUUUGGAUUUAUCUUGAACCACCGACUGGAAGCUCUAAAGGUGUGCUUGCCGUCAAUAGUAAAUGAGUUCCUGAGACAGGCCAAGGAUGCCGGAUUGUUCGCUGCAUCCAUGUAUUCAGCAGCUGAAGAUGCAAUCGAAUCUGAUUUGUCCAGGGCUUUUGGAGGAAUCAAUAGACUUGACACCUUCUUCCCAUUUGAUCCUUACCUGCUAAAAGAAUCAGACAGAUAUAUCCGUCCGAAUUUUGAGUUCUGGUCCAUGGUCAAGACGACAUACAGCGACGACAAGGACGAUGACGAUGAUGAGCUGGAGGACCUUGAUGCCCCUGAAAUGAAGGUGGGCAGCUUGGACGAUCAUGUCGAAAUAGAUAUCAACAGCGACGACGACGAGCUGGAGUACUCGAUGAACAAGAUGUCUAUAACUCCGCACCGCUCUUUCUACCACGGGGUGGCCGCGGACGGCGAUGCUGGCCUCAGCAUGCCCGCGAGGAUCAGACCUUCGGCGAGCCCCCCGUCACGAUGGGCCAUGUCAGGAUCCCCGUAGGUUGAAGAGACAGCUGAGCCGACUGUACAACAAGGGUCCUUUGGUAGUUUGUGGAGUAAGGUCAAACGGCCCAUUCACUGGCAGUGUGUUAAAGCCCAACCAGGUACGAUUUUUUUGGGUUGAAAGUGUUAAGUGCAGAUGUUGUUAGAAAACGCCAGUUGUUGAGUGGCUGUGAGAUUAUAUAUGCUAGGAUGUAUGUACAUCUCCGAGAUGUAUGCGUAAGACGACCUGAUGUGGAAUGGUCCAUACUAACUGCAAGUGGCAAUGAUAAGCUGCCUGCCUGCCUGGUUAGCGCCACUGCUUUGCGGUCGUGUUGACUGUUGAGCAGUCUCCCCUCUCCC